Molecule: messenger RNA, 1155 nt
Organism: Adineta steineri
Lineage: Eukaryota; Metazoa; Rotifera; Eurotatoria; Adinetida; Adinetidae
Source: the annotation of a GenBank genome assembly
AUGCUAACAGCAAAUGGAGUCUUUGCUCGUUUUACAACCAUGUCGGCACAUCUUACUAUACUCAUUAUGAUAUUCUGGCAUCGUAGUGAAUACGUAGGCUAUUGUAGCUUUUCAUCAAAUAAAGCAGGGCAAACUGAUACUCAAUUUAUUAUCGCUUUAUCUCUUUCAAUUGCAUUACUUGUUAUUGAAUUAAUUAUAUUUUUAAUUGGACCAAGUUUAUUACGAAAUAAAAUAACAUUUCUCACAACAAUACUUCAUUCGGCUGGUGCCAUUUCACUUGCUUUUAUGAUUUUUACUCAAUGGUGUAGUGUUUCAUUUUGGCCUGUUUUCGCCCGUGUGUAUAUACGGCCAACUUCAACAAAGAUUUUCACCUUGAACAUACAUUCAUUGUCGUCAUUUGCAUACUUCGAGAAUAUGCCAAAAUUAGAUCCGAACAACUAUAGAUCAACAAUGCCUACAUCAAUGAUCGAAGAAAUUAAAGUUGUUGUCGUUGGUGAUGGAUAUACAGGCAAGACAACAUUAUGUAUUGUUUAUAAAGAUGGAGAAUAUCCACAAGAUCCUUAUGUACCAACUAUUUUUGAGAAUUAUGCAGCAACAGUAACAUUAAACAAUCGUAAAUAUAUUCUCAAUCUAUUUGAUAGUGCUGGACAAGAAGAAUAUGAUCAACUUCGUAUUAUGGCUUAUCCAAAUACGAAUAUUUUCAUUCUUUGUUUUUCAGUUGUCGAUCCAGAUAGUUAUUCUAAUAUAUUGAGUAAAUGGAUACCUGAACUUAAUCGUUAUGCACCUCGUGUACCAAUUAUUCUUGUUGGAACAAAACUAGAUUUACGUAAUGAUCAAUCAACACUUGAUCAAUUAGCUGAAAAAAAUCAACAACCAAUAAGUCAAUCACAGGGCGAUUAUUUAGCACAUGUUUGUUCUGCAAAGGUUUAUCUAGAAUGCUCAUCAAUGCUUAAUUAUAAUGUGCGAAAUGUUUUCGAACAAGCAAUAGAUAUUCAUAAUUCUUAUGAAGAACGAUAUUGUAACAGUUUAAGUAAUGGACGACGUAUUUUAUCUGAUAAACUUCAUUCAUGUUCAUGGUUUCAAACAUUGUUUUGUUGUACGAAAGGAUUAAGAAAAUCACAACGAAAAAAUCAUCGUGAUCGUUAUACAGUGUGA